Prinia subflava (tawny-flanked prinia) is the source of this 1525-nucleotide messenger RNA. It is a transcript of the gene TMEM53, whose product is annotated as transmembrane protein 53. The record is from RefSeq and is a predicted model, not a curated record. NCBI's taxonomy places the organism in Eukaryota, Metazoa, Chordata, Aves, Passeriformes, Cisticolidae. The transcript is spliced from 3 exons. The coding region runs from base 53 to 883 and encodes 276 amino acids.
GGGAGUUGGGCGGAGCUUCCGGAGGAACGGAAGCGGCAGACGGUGCGCGGCCAUGGGCACCCGCGGGCUGAGCGCGGCCGUGGUGGAGCUGGAGCCGGGGCAGGCCCACGAUGGCGGUCCAGGGAGGGAGCCUGCCGAGGGCCAGCCUGUGGUGAUCCUCCUAGGCUGGGCCGGCUGCCAGGACAAAUACCUGGCCAAAUACAGCGCAAUCUACCGCCAGAAGGGGUGCACGGUCAUCCGUUACACGGCUCCAUGGAGGAUGGUAUUCUUCUCUGAGACCUUUGGCAUCAGAUCCCUGCAGACCCCAGCCAGACAACUCCUGGAGCUGCUCUUUGACUACCGUGUUGAAAACAGGCCGGUUCUGUUCCAUGUGUUCAGCAAUGGUGGUGCCAUGCUGUACCGUUACAUCGUCGAGGCGCUCCACACCCACAAGUUUAAGAACCUCAGGGUAGCUGGAACCAUUUUCGAUAGCGCCCCUGGCAGAAGAAACUUGCAAGGAGCCCUUCGUGCCCUGGCAACUGUCCUGGCCUCCAUGAACGUGCUGCUCAAGUAUUUGCUGCUGUUCACUUUUGCCAGCACGGCCGUCGUGCUGCGGAUCCUGCUGUACCCGCUGACCCGCUACAUCCACCAGAGCCAUUACGAUGUCCUGCUGAGAGCUCCCUCGCGCUGGCCCGAGCUCUACCUCUAUUCCCAGGCCGAUCUCAUCAUCAAGGCCGGCGAGGUUCAGCUCAUGGCCAACGCCCGGCAGCAGCUCGGCGUUCCUGUCAAAGCUGUGGACUUCUCCGACUCGGCUCACGUCAGCCACAUGCGGGUGUACCCCACCUACUACUGCAGCCUCUGCACAACUUUCCUGUCUGACUGUGUCGAGGGCUCCGCUCCUUAGUGUUGUAACGACCUUCAGUGUUUGCCUCUGCUUGCUCAGCUCCUAUGGGAAAUGUCACCCCUUUGCUUUUGUGUCUUUGAAGUGAGGGAAGUAGAGGUUUCUUGUUUGUUUUGUUUUUUCCCCUACUAUCUACAAGUGUGAAAGCCUCCAGCCUGGCCUUUGGACCAGCCACGUUAGAGCAGAAAGUAGAUAUGGAUUAAUUUAAAGUCCUGAAGGUGAAAUCCUGUCGUGGUUCAUGUUGAUGUGCUUCAACAAGGUGUCACAGACCAGAGUCCCACACUGAGUAUUAUUUGUUUCUUCUGUCUCUUCUUGUUCUCUGCUUUCCGUGUUGUCUCUGUGUCCCCAAUGUCCAGUGUGCAUGUGCUGUUGCUUGUACUAAUUUUACAAUACAACUCUUCCAUGUCUUUGUUGUUUGUUUUUUUUCCUCUCUGCCAUUUCUUUUAUCUUGCAGUGAACAAACAGAGCCAAGUCUGCAGGGCUUUUUGCUUUUCUCAGUGCAUUCCAGCUCUUGUUGUACUCUCCUUGUUGGAGAUCAGGCCCUGAAACCAAGUAUAAGACUGGGAAAAGGUGUGUGUAGGGCCAUAUGCCAGACUGUAUUUGGUUGCAUUAAAUAGCUGAGAUAAAACAGUCAAAGCUCUCUGA